AUGAACAAUGCACCGACCAUGGCCCGGCCCCACGAAUACACCUCUCUCUGGUGGCCCGAGGAGAGAAUCACGGCCACACUCGACACCAAGUACAUCAUUAGCCGUCUACGACCUGAGAGUGUUCCUCAGCUUUUUGAUCUACCCCGUUGGGGCGAGGGUCUGACGAGCGAGACCUACAUGGAACGGAUUAUGACCAAAGCUGGCCGCCUCUUCUUGAUACUCAACGAGAUAGGGAUCCCCGAUCGUAUCUUCGCUCUUGUCGACGAGUCACGCGAUGACGAUGACCUACCAAUGGCGGAACAGAACAUCGAUCUUCUGUGUCUUUCUCCCUACGGCAACGAUCCUACCCUCGAUGCAAGCUUUUUCCAUGCCCAAUGGCGCUUUCUAGUUCGCGGGAUUUCCGAAGGCGAACACGUUGCCUAUACAGCAAAUGAAGGUGUUCCGGUAGAGGUGGCACGAGCUACGACAAGCAGCGGAGUACAAGGCAGGGAUGAGACAGUCGAUAAAGUUGUUCUGUCCGGGACAGUAUGUCGUGUCUUUUUGCGCACCCGGGUCCAAGUUGGUGGUGCGCCACAUUUCUUCUCCUCGGACGAAGUACUCGAAGAAAUUCGAUCUUUGAGGAAACUCGCGCAUCAGCAUCUCUUCUCGAUCUAUGCUUCAUAUUUCGUCGACGAUACUGUAUGUGUGCUUUUUACUGGGGCUGAAACAGAUCGCACACUGCAAAGUUUCUUGAGUGAUGAACCUCUGACCUUCAAACGCCUACCCAAGGAGGAGCGCCGUCAGACUCUCAUCACCUGGCCUCAUUGUCUCGUAUCUGCAUUGUCCUGGCUGCAUGUUCGUGGCCAUUCUCAUACUGCAAUUCGGCCUUCCAACAUUCUCGUCGAUCCAGACUUCAAUAUCAUUCUGGGCCAAUUCCAAGCCCUCGAUUCUCUUCUUGCACCGCCACGAGUUAACGACCUCGAGUCUUAUCAAUACUCUGCUCCCGAACGCUGGAUUCACACUGCCACUGCGCCCAUUCAUCCAGUGCAGCAAGCCCCUAGCAAAGUGAUCCUUCCCUCGGGGGGUCGAACUGGGCGGCGGAAGAAGCCUGUUCGUCUCUGCCCUAGCACCACUCAACGAAACUGGGAGCCCACCAUCAUCACCAGACAAUCCUCGACCAGACUCUGCCGCAUCCAAGGGAACCGUUAUUCAUCUUGGACUCCCAAGAUCCCCAUCUCGCUUCUCCUUCGCUUUUUCAUCUUCUUCCUCCUCGUCUGGCGCAUCCUCAAAUUACACCUCCACAAACUCCGCUUCGACCGGCUCCCCAAAACAAAGCAGUCCCCUCUGGUCCAAAAGACCUCGAAGCCUCUUCCCAAUCCCAUCACUAAGAUCAUCGACCUCCUCAUCGUCAUUAUCUUCAACAAGCUCCUCUCUAAUCGCUCCGCCCCCCCUCGACUCCUUCAACUAUCCUCCCAACCUGGCACUCAACCCAAACCUCCCAAUCAUCUGCAGAUCUCUUCUCCCUCGCCGCCAUUAUUCUCGACAUUCUUACCCACCUCUGUAAGAGAAGCUCAGCAUCCUUUGUCUCCCACCGCAGUGCCCGCAACCGCUCCGCCGGUCGUGGCGGCGGAAUGGCAGACGCCUCAUUCCAUCUCGCCCGCAAUUCAGUCCAGGUACAAUCCUGGAUUGCCCUGCUAG
Molecule: messenger RNA, 1677 nt
Organism: Penicillium waksmanii
Lineage: Eukaryota; Fungi; Ascomycota; Eurotiomycetes; Eurotiales; Aspergillaceae
Product: protein kinase domain-containing protein
Exons: 1
Coding region: 1-1677 (558 amino acids)
Biological process (GO): protein phosphorylation
Molecular function (GO): protein kinase activity; ATP binding
Source: RefSeq, a predicted model, not a curated record